Molecule: messenger RNA, 1276 nt
Organism: Dermacentor albipictus
Lineage: Eukaryota; Metazoa; Arthropoda; Arachnida; Ixodida; Ixodidae
Product: putative nuclease HARBI1
Source: RefSeq, a predicted model, not a curated record
AUGUGGCUGUGCGAGCAGUUAUCGGACGACCUGGCGCGCGAGAGAGAAGGGCUCACCGUUCAAGAUCAGGUGAUUUGCGCCCUUCGGUUUUAUGCUACCGGUGGCUUCCAAACGGCUGUCGGUAGCGAAGCCACCGUAUCGCUGUCCCAGCCGUCUGUCAGCCGCUGCGUUCGCGCGGUAUCGGAAGCGAUCGCCUGUGUCGGCACCGAACAGCGCUGGGUGUCGUUUCCGCGUACGAGAUCGGAGAUAGCGCUCGUCAAGCAAGGUUUCUUGCGGAGCGGCAACAUCUCUGACGUCGUGGGAUGCGUGGACGGCACCUACAUCGCUAUAGCCGGCCCGGACCUGCCCCCAGCCGAGAAGCAGACGUACUGGUGUCGGAAGGGAUACUACGCGCUGAACACCAUGGUGGUGUGCGACUCGAACAUGCGAGUGCUGGCCAUCGACCCUCGCUUCGCCGGCUCGUGUCACGACGCAUACGUAUGGCGUGGCUCAGCCCUUCGGAGCAUUUUCGCCGACACCGAAAUCGUCCACAGAGGAGAGUUUCUCCUUGGCGACAGUGCAUACCCACUGGAGCCAUGGCUCAUCACGCCGGUUCCGGGACAUCCCGCGCUAUCGUCUCCGGAGGGCCGUUUUAAUCAAGCUCACGCGUCGAUGAGGUCUGUGGUGGAGCGCUGCAUCGGCCUUAUGAAGAGUCGGUUCCGCUGCUUGCAGCGUUAUCGUGCGCUGCAGUACUGCCCCGCUGUAGCGGAAAAGAUUGUCGCGGCUUGUGCAGCGCUGCAUAACUUAUGUCUCGACGCCAGCGAGCCGCUUCUUGACGACGACAGCAACAUUGCCGGUGAGGAUGACGACGACGACGAUGACGACGCCUUGCCAAGUGAUGACGGCGGUCCGACCCGUGGCGGCAGAACGCUGUACGCAAGGGGAAAGGCCACACGGGACAGGCAAAUUGCACUGUAUGGCAUCAGCCGCAAUGCACAUUUGCUGCACAUUCAGCGAGCUCGCCGUCGAGCGCAACGUCACGCACUGGACAGCUAGAAAGUUAUGCACAAUGAGCUUGCUUCCGGCACGGCGCCACAUGUGCGUCACUGUGCUCCGUGUGGUGGGACUACAGUUACUCCCAAUUUUUCUCCUUCACUGUGUUUGGGCUGCAGCAAGCAGUUUACUGCCUCUGAGACGCGACUCCUGUGUGGCUGUGUGUCGUGCAAUGUGGGUACACGUACUCGCAGUUUUGCUUGUGUGCUGUGUUUUGGGCUGAAGCUAGCAGUUUACUGCCUCU